This is a messenger RNA of Raphanus sativus (radish), 1505 nucleotides long. RefSeq names its product putative F-box/kelch-repeat protein At4g39600. NCBI's taxonomy places the organism in Eukaryota, Viridiplantae, Streptophyta, Magnoliopsida, Brassicales, Brassicaceae. The coding region runs from base 203 to 1330 and encodes 375 amino acids. Gene Ontology annotation, molecular function: protein binding. The transcript has a single exon. The record is from RefSeq and is a predicted model, not a curated record.
AGUUGCUAUUUUCUCUCACGCGCGAAAUGAGCGCGUAUGGAUAAAAUCUUAUAUGUUGCUGAUUUUUUCUCACGCGCGAAAUUAGCGCGUAUGAAUAAAAUCUUAUAUGUCUUACAUUCUCAAGUACUUUUAUUCCCUCACUCGCACAGAGAAAAAGAAGCCAAAACCCUAAAAAAAUUUAGGGGUCGUGGAGGAUUUGGCAAUGUCGUCCACAGCCAUCGCUUUCGAUCAAGAACCACCGUCGAAGAAGCCGACCAGAGAACCGAUCUCAAAUCUGCCACUUCCAGAUGAAUUAGUAUUGGAAUGCUUAGCCCGUGUCUCGAGGUUAUAUUACCCGAUUCUCUCACUCGUCUCCAAGACCUUUCGAUCACUCACUGCUUCACCGGAGCUUUACCAUACCCGGUAUCUCUCGAACCGCACCGAGGGGUGUCUCUACGUGUGCUUGCAGUUCCCUUUCGAGCCUAAUCUCCGUUGGUUCACUCUCUGUCGGAAACCAGACACAACCCUAAACAAGAAAAGGAAGAAGAAGAAGAAGAAAACUUCAAGUGGUAAUGUUUUGGUUCCGGUUAAGAUGCUCAACUCUCCUCCCGUGGAAUGGUCAGAUCUAGUAGCUGUUGGUCAUAAGCUCUACGCCAUCAACAGAGAAGAAGAUGACGUCACCUGCUGUUCUUCUAACGUCUUCUUCCUCGACUGUCGAACGCACGCGUGGGUGGAAACUCCAAGGUUGCGGCUUGCUCACACCAAGACAAAGUUUGAUGAGAUGAUGUAUUUAGCAGGAAGCUACGAGGAUCCAGAUUCUCUGAACUGUGUUCAAGUGUUCAACACGGAGACACAAACCUGGCAGGCCGUGCCUGAGGAGAAGAGGAUAUUCAGAGACACAGAUUUCAAAGGAAAGGCGUACAAGAGCAUUUAUUCAGCCUCUGGUAGGAGUGUUUCCGUUAUGAAGCUAAAGGAUUGUACAGAGGAUUUGGUAGAGCUUGGUACUACUUGUUUAAUAGAGAAAAUACUCUAUGGUUAUCUAUCCUAUGGAUUGUUUCUUUGGUCUACUGAUGCUAAAAUUUGGAGGAAAGUACAAGGUUUGGAAGAGCUGCCUAGGUUGACCCGUUAUAGAUAUGUUAAUUUUGUUGAAUGUGGUGGUAGGAUGGUGGUGUUUUGGGACAAGUGUGUGCCUGCACCUGGUGGGUAUAAGGAGCAGAUGCUUUGGUGUGCUGAGAUUUCUCUGGAAAUGCGCAGAGGUAAAGAGGUUUGGGGAAAGGUCGAGUCGUUCGAUGCUGUGCUUAGGGUACCCAAGUCUUACAAAUUCGUUUAUGCUUGUUCUGCUACCGUUUGAUUAACUACUCAUGAGACAGGUUUGAAGGGGAAUGAAUCAGCUUUUUACUUAGUACCUAGUAUGUCCUGAAUAUUGUACUGUCUCUUUGAUAGAAAACUCUUUGGCUAAUGAGUGACUCAUGAGACGAGCAUCUUCUAACUUGUUCUUUCUUUAGUAUGAUGAAUGCUUUUAGCUU